Messenger RNA from Cooperia oncophora, 951 nucleotides. The record is from the annotation of a GenBank genome assembly. NCBI's taxonomy places the organism in Eukaryota, Metazoa, Nematoda, Chromadorea, Rhabditida, Trichostrongylidae.
AUGGAUCGGCCGAAGCCCAAAUUCUACUCGGCUCCCAUGGUGCGAUACUCGAAGUUGGCUUUCCGUCAAUUAGUCCGCCUCUAUAAUGUGGACUGCUGCUACACUCCAAUGAUCUAUGCGAAGAACUUUCUAGAAUCAGAGUACUGCCGCUCAAGCGAGUUCUCAACCUUACCAGAAGAUCGACCACUCAUUGUUCAAUUCGCUUCAGAUGACCCAUCAAUCUUUGCUAGUGCCGCCGAGCUAGUCUACAAGUAUUCCUCAGGAGUUGAUCUCAAUUGUGGCUGCCCCAAAGGCGAUGUCAGAGCCAAGGGGUUUGGGAGCCUUCUGUUGAAUAAACCGGAUCUUCUGGCAGAUAUUGUCAAGCAAUGUAGAGCACGAAUAUCGGACCCUGAUUUCACGAUCUCGCUGAAAAUACGGGUGCAGUAUCCCUUGGAUCGGACGGUAGAUUUGUGCAGGAAGGCUGAAAAGGCUGGUGUCUCCCAUCUGACUGUACACGGACGGACGCCUCUAAUGCGCUGUGAACCUGUAGAUUAUGAAGCGAUACGAAUCGUAAAGGAGUCCGUUGGCGUACCGAUCGUCGCCAAUGGGGAUAUCACCAAACUCGACCAAGCUAUUGAAAUAGCGGAGAAGACAGGAGUUGAUGGAGUUAUGGCAGCCAAUGGACUUCUCUAUAAUCCAGCCAUGUUUGCUGGUUUUGAAUACACACCCGCAAGCUGUGUACGCGACUUUUUACGUCUUUCUGCUGAUCACGGAUUGCAACUUCACCUAUUUCACCAACAUUUGAUCUAUAUGCUUCGUGAACUUCUCACUCCAGCUCAACGACGGGUCUUUCAUGAGCUGUCAAGUCGGCCAGCUAUUGAAGACUUUUUGGAUAAUGUUUUAAUGAUAAACGAGAUUGACUAUUUGUUGGUCUUGGAACUGUAUUCGGCUCUUGAAGCGGUUUACCGAUAA